Messenger RNA from Cladophialophora yegresii CBS 114405, 2229 nucleotides. RefSeq names its product NADH-ubiquinone oxidoreductase 78 kDa subunit, mitochondrial. NCBI's taxonomy places the organism in Eukaryota, Fungi, Ascomycota, Eurotiomycetes, Chaetothyriales, Herpotrichiellaceae. The transcript has 3 exons. Gene Ontology annotation, molecular function: NADH dehydrogenase (ubiquinone) activity; iron-sulfur cluster binding. Gene Ontology annotation, cellular component: membrane. Gene Ontology annotation, biological process: ATP synthesis coupled electron transport. The record is from RefSeq and is a predicted model, not a curated record. Bases 1 to 2229 code for a protein of 742 amino acids.
AUGCGGUCUCAGCUGCUUCGCGCCGCAGCGUGCUCGAGACCAUCGGUCGCUCCCACGACCAGACAAGCGGCGAGCAGGACAUUCGCCUCAUCCGCCAGACGGAAUGCCGAAGUCGAGCUCACAAUCGAUGGCAAGAAGGUGUCGAUAGAGGCUGGGUCAGCCCUGAUUCAAGCCUGUGAAAAGGCAGGCGUCACCAUACCGAGAUAUUGUUACCACGAAAAGCUGCUUAUUGCAGGAAACUGUCGUAUGUGUCUAGUCGAAGUCGAACGAGUACCGAAACCUGUUGCCUCAUGCGCGUGGCCUGUCCAGCCCGGCAUGAUCGUCAAGACCGAUUCGCCCAUGACCCACAAAGCAAGAGAAGGCAUAAUGGAGUUCCUGCUGGCAAAUCAUCCCUUGGAUUGUCCCAUUUGCGACCAAGGUGGCCAAUGCGAUUUACAGGACCAAUCGAUGAGAUAUGGCGCUGAUAGAGGUCGGUUUCACGAAGUUACUGGAAAGCGGGCGGUUGAAGACAAGAACAUUGGACCCUUGAUCAAGACGUCCAUGAACAGAUGCAUCCACUGCACAAGAUGUAUUCGUUUCGCAAAUGAAAUUGCUGGAGCACCGGAGUUGGGCUCCACAGGAAGAGGGAACGGCAUGGAAAUCGGCACGUAUCUCGAACGAAAUCUCGACACCGAACUCUCUGGCAAUGUGGCGGAUCUGUGUCCUGUGGGCGCUUUGCUCACUAAGCCCGGCGCCUUCACUUAUCGACCGUGGGAGCUCACCAAAUUCGAGUCGAUUGACGUUUUGAACGCUGUGGGCUCCAAUAUCCGAGUAGAUGCCAGAGGUAUGGAGGUCAAGAGAAUACUGCCCAGGCUCAACGACGAUGUCAACGAGGAGUGGAUUGAUGACAAGACUCGCUUUGCUAUGGACGGCUUGAAGACACAGAGAUUGACCACUCCACUGAUUCGAAAAGACGACAAAUUCCUCCCAGCCACAUGGGAACAAGCGCUGACCGAGAUCGGAAAUGCGUUCAUCCGACUGAAGCCGGGUGAGAAUGAAUUCAAAGCCAUUGCUGGUCAUUUGAUUGAGACGGAGUCUCUUGUCGCUAUGAAGGAUCUCGCCAACAAAUUAAACUCGGAAAAUCUCGCUCUUGAUCAGCCCGGUGGCGGCAAGCCCAUCGCUCAUGGCGUCGACAUCCGUGGGAACUACCUAUUCAACUCUAGAAUCUGGGGUAUCGAGGACGCAACCACGAUGCUCAUCAUCGGAAGCAAUCCCCGAUGGGAAGCUGCUGUCCUAAAUGCACGAAUCCGGAAACAAUGGCUCCGCUCACCACUGGAGAUUGGUUACAUUGGCGAGGAUUUUGAGAGCACUUUUGAAUAUGAGAACUUGGGCAGCGACGCUGCUGCCGUGAAAAAGGCUCUUUCUGGCGAGUUUGGCAAGAAGCUGGCUGAAGCCAAGAGACCUAUGAUCAUUGUUGGAAGCGCCGUUGCAGAACAUCCAGAUGCCAAAGCCAUCUUCGAGACCGUAGGAGCCUUUGUCGACAAGCACCAGGCGAACUUCAACACGGAAGAAUGGCAAGGGUUCAACGUCCUUCAACGUGCAGCUUCGCGAGCGGGAGCGUACGAAGUCGGCUUCACCGUCCCCUCGCAGAAAGUCGCGGAGACGAAACCCAAGAUGGUGUGGCUGCUUGGUGCGGACGAAGUCAGCGAGGCCGACAUUCCCAAGGACGCCUUUGUGAUCUACCAGGGCCACCAUGGUGAGAAGGGAGCACAGCUUGCAGAUGUGAUCCUUCCCGGAUCUGCUUACACCGAGAAAUCCGGCACCUACGUCAAUACCGAGGGACGGGUGCAGCUUACUCGUUCUGCGGUCACCAUCCCUGGCGCAGCACGAACCGACUGGAAGAUCAUUCGUGCUGCUUCAGAGUUCUUGGGCGCGCCUUUGCCAUAUGAUGAUUUGGAAGUCCUGAGAGACCGUCUGGAAGAAAUUUCGCCAGCGCUGAGAAGAUACGACACGCUCGAACCUCAGAAACUGACCGGCCUGUCUAAAGUCCAGCUUGUUGAUGCCAACAAGGGAGCGAAGGCCACUGGGCAGAAGUUGGAGUUGCCGAUCAGGGAUUUCUAUCAAACCGACGUUAUUUCGAGAAGUUCACCUACGAUGGCACGCUGCAGUGCUUCUUUCUUCCAGACUCGUGACCCGAGUACGAACUUCGCCGCGCCCGGCGAGCCCGACUCACAAAUCUCAUACGGCUAA